Messenger RNA from Alnus glutinosa, 2497 nucleotides. RefSeq names its product CDPK-related kinase 5. Gene Ontology annotation, cellular component: cytoplasm; nucleus. The record is from RefSeq and is a predicted model, not a curated record. The coding region runs from base 212 to 2053 and encodes 613 amino acids. Gene Ontology annotation, biological process: intracellular signal transduction; peptidyl-serine phosphorylation; protein autophosphorylation. NCBI's taxonomy places the organism in Eukaryota, Viridiplantae, Streptophyta, Magnoliopsida, Fagales, Betulaceae. Gene Ontology annotation, molecular function: calmodulin binding; ATP binding; calcium-dependent protein serine/threonine kinase activity. The transcript is spliced from 11 exons.
GUUUCCUUUUUAUCACCUUCUAUGGAUCUCUCUCUUUUUCUCUCUCCCACCAUUGUUAGCAUUUCAGUCACUCGGAGACAAACCUGAGUUGUAUAUAAAACCCAUAUUUUUUAAGUUCCCGAAGAAUUUCAAAUCCAUUAUCCAUAAGAAUUGCAAUGCUCUGACGAAUUGGAUUUGAAAUCCCCACUCUCUCAAUUUGGGAGGCUAUCGAAUGGGUCUCUGCAACUCCAAACCUUCCACGAGCCCCAGCCCGUCCUCUCCAAAAUCCGAUCUUGAACCUGCUAAGGAAAAUUCUAUUCCGGCCAGCAAUAGCGCUGUUCCAGCCAGGGAUAGCACCAAAAAGACUUCGAGCUCCGCCAAUGGCGAGAGCCAAAACCCUACCAGCGAGCAGAACGGGAAGAAAUCUCCGUUCUUCCCGUUCUACAGUCCGAGCCCGGCGCAUUACCUCUUCUCGAAGAAGUCUCCGGCGAGAUCUCCGGCAAAUGUGAGCUCGAACUCGACGCCAAGUCGAUUCUUCAGGAUGCCGUUCCCACCGCCGUCGCCGGCGAAGCACAUACGGGCCGCGCUGGCGAGGCGUCACGGCUCGGUGAAGCCAAACGAGGCAUCGAUACCGGAGGGGAGCGAGGCGGAGCGCGUGACCGGGCUGGACAAGAGCUUCGGGUUCUCCAAACAUUUCGGGAGCAAGUUCGAGCUCGGAGACGAGGUCGGGCGAGGACAUUUCGGGUAUACUUGCGCCGCCAAGUUCAAGAAGGGCGAGCUCAAAGGCGAACAGGUCGCCGUAAAAGUCAUACCCAAAGCCAAGAUGACCACUGCCAUUGCCAUUGAGGAUGUGAGAAGGGAGGUAAAAAUAUUGAGAGCAUUGACUGGGCAUAACAAUCUAGUACAGUUCUAUGAUGCUUAUGAAGACCAUGAUAACGUGUAUAUAGUAAUGGAGUUAUGCGAAGGAGGGGAGCUCUUGGAUAGAAUACUAUCAAGGGGUGGGAAAUAUACAGAAGAUGAUGCAAAGGCUGUCAUGAUACAGAUAUUAAAUGUUGUUGCGUUUUGCCAUCUCCAGGGUGUGGUGCACCGUGAUCUUAAACCUGAGAAUUUCCUGUUUAUAUCAAAGGAUGAAAACUCACAAUUGAAGGCCAUAGAUUUUGGCUUGUCAGAUUUCGUGAAACCAGAUGAAAGGCUUAAUGACAUAGUUGGUAGUGCAUACUAUGUAGCUCCAGAAGUUCUACAUAGAUCGUACAGUACUGAGGCAGAUGUAUGGAGUAUUGGUGUAAUUUCUUAUAUCCUGUUGUGUGGUAGCCGUCCGUUUUGGGCCAGAACUGAGUCUGGGAUCUUUCGGGCUGUAUUAAAAGCUGAUCCAAGUUUUGAAGAACCACCUUGGCCCUCUUUGUCCGCUGAGGCAAAAGAUUUUGUUAAGCGCCUAUUGAAUAAAGACCCACGGAAAAGAAUGACAGCUGCUCAAGCUCUAAGUCAUCCAUGGAUUAAAAAUUUUAAUGAUGCAAAAGUUCCACUCGACAUACUAAUAUUUAAACUCAUGAAGGCAUAUAUGCGAUCAUCUUCUCUUCGAAAAGCUGCUUUAAAGGCUCUAUCUAAAACGUUGACUGUAGAUGAGCUAUUUUAUUUGAAGGAGCAGUACGCACUGUUGGAACCAAACAAGAGCGGCACCAUAAGCUUAGAGAAUAUCAAAGCGGCCUUGAUGAAAAAUGCAACAGAUGCUAUGAAGGAGUCACGAGUCCCUGAUUUCCUAGUGUCGCUUAAUGCAUUGCAAUACAGAAGGAUGGACUUUGAGGAGUUCUGUGCAGCUGCACUAAGCGUGCAUCAACUUGAGGCUCUUGAUCGGUGGGAGCAACAUGCCCGUUGUGCCUAUGAACUUUUUGAGAAGGAUGGAAACAGGGCUAUUGUCAUUGAGGAGUUGGCUUCGGAACUUGGCCUCAGCCCUUCUGUGCCUGUUCACGCUGUUCUUCACGAUUGGGUUAGGCAUACUGAUGGAAAGUUGAGCUUCCUUGGGUUUGUCAAAUUGUUGCAUGGUGUAUCUAGCCGGACCCUUGCAAAAGCUCAAUAAAAGCUGUGUAGCCCAUACUGGAGAUCCAAGAAGCAUUCAAGAAGCAUUAUGCUGACUUGACCUGCAAAAGAGCUGGUGAUGGAUGAUUAAGGCACUUUCUAGACCUUUACUAUCGGGGGAUAUUUGCCAUUUCUAUUAGGGUCAGCACAGUUUGUUUUGGAUUAUUUUCAUCUUGACGGGCCAUGCUUGAGUGCACUCAGGAUUGGAGUUGACCCUUGUGCUCCUUCAAGCGAUGAGGCGCAUGAAUUUUGUGCUUCCUCUGUAAAGCUGUAGUUAAGUCUGUUUAGUAGCAGGUGAGAAUAUUUUAUCAAAUGUUUGUUACUUGUUUGACGAUCACACUUGAUUUUCUGACACAUUGGGCUGGUGUGACAUGUCCAAAGUUGCCUUGAUCACACUCUGGGCUUCAUUCUUUCUAAUCAAAAGUCUCUGCUCAUCUUCACCCCA